CCCUCCCUCUCUCCCUCUCUCUCCCUCUUUAUGUCUUAACGCCUAUCGAUCCUUCCUGAUAGCAACAGCUGGCAGUGACCGACCGACCAUGUCUCGUCGAAAGCAGAGGAACCCCAGGCAGAUCAAACGACCACUGGAAGAUACAGUUGAUGAUGAAGAGGAGGAAUGUCUGUCCGAAGAGAAUGACAUAAUCAGCAGAGAUGGCUAUACGCUGGAAGAAAAUUUCUCUGCAGAGUAUGGCUCUGAACAUCUCAGCUGUGAGGAAGCAGAGUAUUACUGCAAAAAAGGUAAUGAAGAUGGCAUUCAGGAAACAGCAGAUACAGUCGGUGAAAAGCCAGGCCAAAGUAAUGUGGAACUGGAGGACUGGGAUGGACCAGGUGAGCUGGAGGUUUUCCAGAAAAGCAGAGAGAGAAGAGUUCGCAGUCGGCAACAACUUCCUGGUGGAACGACCUGGGGGCCCUUUAACGGAAGGAUAGGAGUGACUGACAGCAGCUCUUUGAAGACAAAAGCUCCUGUUCCUGUAGUGGUCCAUGCUGGUCCCAAGUGGCUGAUGGAUGUGACUUGGCGAGGAACAGAGGACAACAACAACAACUGUGUUGUGUACAGCAAAGGGGGCCAGCUUUGGUGCACGACAACAAAAAUGCUAUCGGAGGGCGAGGAGCUGAUUGCAUUUGCUGUGGAAUUUGACUCAAGGCUGCAAGCUGUCAGCCAAAUGGCCAUCACCGAGGGCAUGUAUCCAGCUCGCCUCCUCGAUACGAUACAGCUGCUUCCUCAACAAGCAGCCAUGGCAUCUAUUUUACCUACAGCAAUUGUCAAUAAAGACAUCUUUCCAUGCAAAUCAUGUGGAAUUUGGUACCGCAGUGAACGGAACCUGCAAGCUCACCUAAUGUAUUAUUGCAGUGGGAGACAGAGGGAAGCAUCCUCGCUGACAGAGGAGAGAGAGGCCGGUCCUCUUCAGCAAUCAUAUGUCUGUCCUUACCCACAAUGCAGCAAGAGCUUCCCCAAUGCCAGGGCUCUUGAAAUUCACAUGAAUACGCACAGUGGUUUGAAAGUCGAAGAGUCCUUUCCUGCUGGUGCCAACUUGAAAUGUACCAUCUGUGAAUUCAUAGCGGAAAACGUCCUUAGCUUCCAACACCACGUCCUCACGCACCUCACGCCCGCUGCCUUCAAAUGCAGUCAUUGCCACUUUGGUUUCCAGAGUCACAGGGAGCUGCUGCACCACAAAGAACUGCACCACAGCCAAAGCAGGAGACUCCGGAGGAAGAGCGAAACUGAACACUCGCCCCACGAUAAUGAUGAAGCUUUUCAGCCAAUAGGAACAGAUGCAGCGAACAGACAGGAAGUGAUGCCAAGUCCUGGACAGAGCAAGGAGGGCAACUCUGACACAGAGGGAGAAAAGGUGGAGAAAAGCACACAGUUGGGUUUGACAAACCAGAAGAGUGAAACCCAGUCUGCAGCAAACAGACAGAGCUUUCCAUUUGCCAGAAUCAAAUCCGAACCGUCCAGCCCAAGGCUUGCUUCAUCUCCAAUUCAACCCAACAUAGGAUCAACUCUUCCAAUGAGUCCUUUCCUUUCUCAGUUUGCCCUCUCCCAGGAUAUUGCCAUGGUUCCUCAGGCUUCAGAAAUCCUAGCUAAAAUGUCAGAACUGGUACACCGCAGGCUAAGACAAGGAGGAGGCAACUAUCCACCAGUUAUUUACAGCCCCCUGGUACCUAAGGGGGCCACUUGCUUUGAGUGCAAUAUCACUUUCAAUAACUUGGACAACUAUUUGGUCCACAAAAAGCACUACUGUAGCACUCGAUGGCAACAUGUGACAAAGUCACAAGACUUCAGCAAUACCACUGAGAAGGUACCAGAGACAGUAAGCCCCAAUAGUGGGCACAGCCCAAUCAGCAUUCAUAGUGCCCUUUGUCAUCUCCCAGAGCCAGAAAACCCACUUCUCCAAUCAACCAGCAUCAACUCCUCUGUAGUUAUAGAUACUGUGGGUUCCAAUGGAAAAUCUCCAGACAAUGAAAAUCCAGUACAAUUGAAGAAAGAGUCACCUUCUGUUAGUGGUGAUGAGCGGCUCAAUGGAAAGUCCAAGGAUAUGAACAGCCCCAGCACUCCCACACCAGAGAAUGCCAAUGAUCCAAACAAAACUACUUGUCAAGAAUGCAAUAUAACGUUUAGCAGGCACGAAACAUUCGCUGUGCAUAAGCAGUACUACUGUGCCACCCGUCACGAUCCCCCAAUGAAACGAAUGGCAGCAAACAAGGUUCCCGCCAUGCAGAGGACAAUCCGUAGUCGCAAGCGGCGGAAGAUGUACGAGAUGUCAUUGCCAGAGCAGGAGCAGAGGACACAGAUGGUCCAGCAGGCUUUCCUUAAUGUAUCCGUCAUGGGCAGCCCUGGAACGCCUUCCACAGAAUCAAUGGAGAAUCUGGGAGAAGCCUCCCACCAGAGGUGUGAUGUGUUCCUUGCAAAACACAUGGAACCCUCUCUCCCAGGGACGAGGAACAUGCCUGUUGUCAAAUGCAACACAGCACAACCUGCAGUGGCCAGUUUGGAGCUGGACCUUCCAAUGGAUUUGAGCAAAAAGUGUUCGUCUCAAUCGGACAGAGUGAUGUCUUCUCCUAAAAGGCUGCUAGACUACCAUGAAUGUACUGUGUGCAAGAUUGGUUUCAACAAGGUCGAAAAUUACCUUGCUCACAAGCAAAACUUUUGCCCAGGCAUGGGAGUCCAGCGUGGGGAGGUGGAGAGAACAAAGUUUCUAGAGCAGCAACAGGAAAGCGGUUCAGUAAAAAGGGAAGCCACCAGUCCUGAAGGAAACAAUGACAGAAAUAUGAUGAAGUGUGAGAAAAAUGGAAAUUCCAAACUCGUCUCCCCAAAUGGAAGUAUAUUUCCAUCUCAGCUAGCGGCCCUGCACGGGCUGAAAGCUUUUAACGAGGCAGCUCAGUUCCUUUCCGCUAAAGAAGAAAACAAAAGUGUAAUAUACCCUCAUUGCCUUUAUCCAGGAGCAAUAAAAAAACUGAGCGGGGUUGAGCAGAUAUCUCCAUAUUAUGGAAUUAAACCCAGUGACUACAUCUCGGGAGCUGUUUUCAUCCGCAGUGAAAUUGAUGAGCUGGUGCAAGGUACACGUGGUAGAAUUGAUCCUCCAAGAGACCAGCCAGUAUCUAACGGCUGCUCACCGCAAAAGAAGGAGGCUGCCCCAUCGUUACCGAAGGGUAGGAGCAUGAUAGCAGUCAACGGAGGAAUAAAGCAGGAAGACAAGCCUUUCUCGGGCAACCAGCAUCAAGAUAACCCAUCCCAGAGCGUCCAGCAAGAAGAUGGCCAUGAAUCUCCUCCUUGGACAUCUGAAAGUCCUGUCACUGCAAAUGAAAACAUCUCUCCCACGGCUAGAGCUUCAUUAGAGGAGCAGUUAGUCCAGGCAGCAAAAACCGUCGGCGGUGCUGUCCAGCCUACAACCAGUGGGAAAUACUGCCGACUCUGUGAUAUUCAGUUCAAUAACUUGUCUAACUUUAUAACCCACAAGAAGUUCUACUGCUCAUCACAUGCUGCAGAGCAUGUGAAAUGAAAGUUACUGUCAUGCAUGACACCUGCCUCUAGUACACUCGUGGCCAUGCAUAGUUUGUACAUAAAAAGGAAAAAAAAUGCUGCUUGAGUUACAUCAGGACAAUCAAGGGAAUGGUGUGUAGUUCAAUGGGGUGGAGGCUAGUCUGUCAUUUCAUUAAUGCUCUUCAUAUGUCUUAGUAUAAAUGUGAAAUAUCAGUGCCAUUUUUCACCGGAUUUAAUUUAUUUUCCAAGCAGUAUUCAUAGCUGUGGUUAAAUUUUGAUUUUUAUUUAAAGAAGUUUAUAAUUAAAUCAUUUUUAACAUUAUUGUAUAGUUAAUCUUGUGUAACAAUUACGGUUUGCACUGUAAAGUAGAAGAGAGAGGUCCGCAUCACAUACAGAGUAGAGACAGCAUUUGUAGAUGAACCGGUUAAGAUAAAGCACUUGUGUAUUCAAAUUUCCCUGUGUUUGUUGCAACUUCCCUGUACAUGCCAGAAUAUAAGUUGCAUUCAUUUUAAGACUGCAAAGUUAGAAGGUAUUGUAGGCCUUAAAAAAAAUUACUGAAGUUCGUACAAAUUCCAUUUCAUAUUUAAUACAACAUUUUCAGUCCAAAAUUGCAGCUUAUAUAUCAGCAUAUACAGUAAUCAUUAGGCUUUGCAUAAGAUGAUAUAUAUGUAGCAGUUUGUUCCUAUCCACUUUCUUAAACUGAGCUAUGUAUGUUUUAUUGAAGUUGUUAACUUUCUUGUAUAGUAAUCUGUACUGUACUUUUCCUUGCCGACGCUUUUGUCUCACUUUUGAAACAUUUGCUGUAAAAUGCAAUAUUUAAUAUGAACAACAUUACUGGAAGCAGUAUUGAAAUAAGGUUGAACCCUUUCUGCCGUGUUUUAUUGAAGAUAAUGAUCAGUAGUUGUGGAUUGCUGUUGUGAAAACAUAAAAAGGCAAAAAAAUCAUUUUGGAGGUGAUGAAAUGUAAGUAAUGGAGCACUAAUACUGCAACUGGUGAUAAUAUGAAUAUUGUUCUACUUCUGAUAGAAAUUAUUUCUCAACAAUGUUGUUACUAUGCAUGUAUAUGGAUGGAAUAAAAAUUCCAUAAAUCAAGAGGAUUUUAUAGGGCUUGUAUCAUUGUUGUGCGCAGAGUGACAUUUCUAAUCAUUGCAUAUAACAAUCAUACGGUUGUUUGUUGGGGGUUGUUAUUCAGGAGUGUGAUGAUUAGUUUUAAUUCUUAUAGGAUUUACACGGGUUGGGAUUUAACACUGCUUCCAACACAAGUGAAUUUCCUUUUAAAUGUGUAUAAUUUAUGCUGCCUGCAAAAGUUCCUAGUAAUCACCUACAAAAUUAUUUCUCAAUAAAAUCUUUGUAA
Molecule: messenger RNA, 4884 nt
Organism: Callorhinchus milii (elephant shark)
Lineage: Eukaryota; Metazoa; Chordata; Chondrichthyes; Chimaeriformes; Callorhinchidae
Gene: zfpm2a
Product: zinc finger protein, FOG family member 2a
Exons: 8
Coding region: 89-3550 (1153 amino acids)
Biological process (GO): heart development; negative regulation of transcription by RNA polymerase II; cell differentiation
Cellular component (GO): nucleus
Molecular function (GO): RNA polymerase II-specific DNA-binding transcription factor binding
Source: RefSeq, a predicted model, not a curated record